GGUACGUCUUAUGUGGAUGGUGCCUCGGGCCGGCGCGCUUCUCCACAUUGCGCAGUUUGGGUCACGGUUGACGGAGUGCCUCCUGAGCAACCUCCAGCUCUCCGAGUACGAGCUGGACCGUGCUCUUCCGCAGGCCGCACUAAUUCCCCCAAACACCCAACUCGUCGUGCUUGCUAUCGGCUGCGUGUUGCACGAGGGUCGUUCCGACGCACAAAGCGACCUGAUGAAGUGCGCCGCGCUGGUGCACAGGCUCUUUCCGAACCUGGACCUCAGGCGAUGCCGCGCAUGUCCCCCGAAGUCGGACCACUGGGAGACCACGGGCGCGUGGAACACAGUCCUCACCGAGGUCGAGCGGCUUCGGCAUGCGGCGGUUACUCGGAUGGCCGUUUAGCGGCUGUAGCACCCUGACAUCCCUGGAUCCAUUGACGCAUAUACCCAUGUUCAGUGGGCCAAUGCACACGGGCUACGCUACCACGGGAUGUAUCAAUAGCAGGACGAUAUGGUCUUGCCAGGGCUCUAGGUAUGGUGUGGUGCACUAGAGAUAUCGUCCAGGUACCAAACAGUGAUGUACUUACCUUGAUGAUGCGUUAACUCGCCCUCAACGUCACGAG
Messenger RNA from Trametes versicolor FP-101664 SS1, 611 nucleotides. RefSeq lists its product as uncharacterized. The transcript is spliced from 2 exons. The record is from RefSeq and is a predicted model, not a curated record. Lineage: Eukaryota; Fungi; Basidiomycota; Agaricomycetes; Polyporales; Polyporaceae. Bases 11 to 391 code for a protein of 126 amino acids.